GUGUGUGUGAGUGUGUGUGUGUGUGUGUGUGUGUGUGUGUGUGUGUGUGUUGAGGUAAUGAGGGGGGUGUGUGUUGUGGUGUGAGUGCAGCCCCUGUCAGUGGAGCAGCUGGAUCAGCAGCAGUCUCUCUGCACCGCAGGAUGUUGCAUGAAGAUUUGUCUCAUUAAAUCAGCGUGGAAGUGAAGUGUUCAUGAUGCCUUCACUGACAGGAAUCAUGAGGACCGUUUUCUGUCUCCUGCUCUGGAAGAAGACGGCAGCUCAAAGUGUGAUGGUGCGCUGCUCGCCUGAACCAGUGGGGGUGCUGCACCCGGUUCAGGGUCUGCUGGAGAGGUUCGAGGCCGGUCCGGGCUGCGCUGCCAGAGAACGGGGGGACAAAGAAACUCAUGUCAUUGCAGUGGGGAGAGUCACAAACAGCCCAGAAAACAAGGUGACGGUGCUGCUGAAGCUUUUGCCUCAGUCGCCUCUCAGAGACAUCCACCUGCUGCUCAGCUCCAAGCUACCAGUUAGCUGGUGGCUGGAGGCCGAGAGACUCCCCCCCGACCUCCCUGUGCUGGUGCAGGUAUCCUCUAACUCCAGCGUGCAGUCCCACACGUUGCAUUUAAAUGUCGAGAUGGUGCCUUCAUUGCCUUUUCAUCCUCGUGCACUGCACCGCUGGGCUCUGAAACAUCACGGCAACCUGUCUUCUUUCACACACACAACUCACGGAAACCGAGUCUACGUCCCGCUGGGAGAAGAUCCCAGCCUCCCUGCUGUGUGCCAGUUGCAGUCCAUGUUCCUCUCCAACAACUACGUGACCUCUGAUCUGCAGCCACAGGAGGUUCAGGGCUGCUCUGAUGCUCCAACAGGUGGGAUCAGCCCCGAAGUCCAUGUGAUCAAACUCCAUUCAGCCGGCUCGGGGCUCUGUGGCUCUCUCCAGGUGGAGGUGAUUGUCUCUCUUGUGCCCCUGGAGGUCAACUCAAGGACCCAGGCGGUUGUUCUGAUUCUCAGCAGCUCUGUGCCCGUCAACUGGGCAAUUAACGCGCCCACUGUCCGGGGUCAUACCUCUGUUCAUUCCUCCCACAGUGUAUCCCCACCCUACCCACCGGAGCCGGACCUGACCCUGUCCAUCACCCUGAACGCUGACCUGUCCACAGUACCGGACCUUCUUGUCUGGGCCCGGGAGAGCGGACACCCCAAGGUGACCUCGUACACUGAGGCCGACCUAGCCAAUCGCUUUGUGAUCCAGCUGUCUGGGGGCGGGACAGAUGCGGUCGCCGUGAAGAGUCCAGUCGGUGUGAGGCCUCGCUGGGCGGAGGAGCGCCGGCUGAGGCAGCGGCUGAGCGGCGGAGGCAGGACGGGAGGAGGCCAAGAGGUUUUCACGGUGCAGUGUGAGGACGGACGCCUCAGCGUGAGCGUGGACCAACACGUCCUGCAGAGCAUGUCUGUCCCUCUGGUUGCCGUGACUCUACGAGACUCCACAUGCCAGGGUCAGUCUAAUGGCACUCACUUCCUGUUGGUGUUUCCGGUCAUUUCCUGCGGGACUGAGGGUGUGUUCACGGAAGAGCCUCGAGGGGUGCAGUACAAAAACAUGGUGUUGUUAUGGAGGGACGAUCGUCAGUCCGUUCUUACGCUCAACGAGACAGAAGAGAAGUCCAACAUUCCCCUCAGCAUACCUUUCAGCUGUCUGGCUGCAGUUCCCCCCCUCCUGAGAUCUGCUGGCGUGGGUGAUGUUAACGUUCCGGAGAAAAGGCUCAUCCCCUGGGCACUCAGGCCUGAUCCAGGACUGAGCAGCUUACCAUCUCCCAGAAACAAAUCCGGGCCUGUCCUGGUUUUGAAGCUCUUUGUCACCGAGAGCUACGAGCAGAGGCGCAUCGGCCCGUGUGUCAUCGCUGCAGACCAACGGGUCUAUGUGGAGAUUUCCACCAAAGGGUCCUUCAUAGAAGUCUUGGAGGUGAAGUGCUGUGUGGUCUCUCCUCUGUCAGACCCCAAAAAGUCUCCUGUCUGGAGCGUCAUAAGCAACGGAUGUUCCUCGGACCCGUCGCUGACCCUCUCUGCAAAAACAAAAGAUGAGGAUGAAGAUGGAGAUGGAGAACUGGAAGAGGAAAAGGAAGAGAUAGGUGGACCUGAAAAAGGCAGAAAUGGACACAAAGCUAACAGAAGAGAGAGAGAGGCACCAGAACAGAUAGAGGAGAUACAGUCCCUGAGAUUUAGCUUCAUCCUGAGACCAGUUUAUAAUAACUCUAUACAGUUCCUCCACUGCAGCCUCCGUCUGUGCACCUCCGACUCAAAAAGAGGGGAAUCGAAAGGAAAUAAUGACUGUAAGGGGGGGCUACGUAUACCUCCACUUGUAUCUAGAUCAACCAGACAUCAGUGUGAGAUCAGAAACCUCUCCAGGCCCAUGGUGGUCACCCAGCCCAUCAGUUCCCUGGCACCCAAACCUCUGAGACCCCCUGCUGGACCAAGAUCCAAGAGACUGAGUGUGUCCCCAACGACCCGUCUCGACCCAGAGCUCCACAGCCAGGCAGUGCAGACAGGACCGCUGAUGGGGGUUGUCUUCGUCGCCUUUGUGAUGGGUGUCGGUCUGAUGGGGGGAGUUUGGUGUAUCUAUAAUUACACAGGGGCACGUCCAGCAUCACCUGGAGAGAAAGUCACUUGACAUCCAACACUAGUGAAAGUCACACCAUCUAUAAUCCUCUGACAGCAGCUGAUCAGUCCUCCAGCACCGUGUAGAGGAUUUCCUGCAAAUCUGAGAAGUGGGACAGAGGUUUCAAACUGCUUUUGUGUGUGCGAGAACAGCUGUGUGUGUGUGUGUGUGUGUGUGUGUGUGUGUGUGUGUGUGUGUGUGUGUGUGUGUGUGUGUGUGUGUGUGUGUGUGUGUGUGUGUAACAUUGUUUGUGUGCUUGCUUAUACUUCAUCAAAUGGACUGAAACCAAGUGAACACAGAAGCACUGCAUCAAGUCAUUGCAAAAGUGGUGGCAGACAUUUAUCUUGGGUUCAACAUCUAACCUUUGAGUCACUCAAACUGAAACUUUAUCAUCAUCAUCAUCAUCAUCAUCAUCAUCAUCAUCAUCGUCGCCUCUAAGAGAUCAGACACGAGGUCAAAGAGGCAAAGCUGCAGGACUCAGAUGUAACUUUAUGUUGUGACUAUUUGUGUUGUAACUGUGAAACAGCUAGAAACUGCUUUUAUCUGUAUGUGUUUUAUUUUGUGUUUUUGUGGAAAACGAGAUGAAUUAAACGAGCUGAAACCCAA
Molecule: messenger RNA, 3229 nt
Organism: Eleginops maclovinus (Patagonian blennie)
Lineage: Eukaryota; Metazoa; Chordata; Actinopteri; Perciformes; Eleginopidae
Gene: engl
Product: endoglin, like
Exons: 17
Coding region: 191-2635 (814 amino acids)
Biological process (GO): regulation of transforming growth factor beta receptor signaling pathway; transforming growth factor beta receptor signaling pathway; cell migration
Cellular component (GO): cell surface
Molecular function (GO): transforming growth factor beta receptor activity; glycosaminoglycan binding; type II transforming growth factor beta receptor binding
Source: RefSeq, a predicted model, not a curated record